Messenger RNA from Metarhizium brunneum ARSEF 3297, 291 nucleotides. RefSeq names its product Molybdopterin synthase sulfur carrier subunit (gene cnxG). Gene Ontology annotation, cellular component: cytosol. Lineage: Eukaryota; Fungi; Ascomycota; Sordariomycetes; Hypocreales; Clavicipitaceae. The record is from RefSeq and is a predicted model, not a curated record. Gene Ontology annotation, biological process: Mo-molybdopterin cofactor biosynthetic process.
AUGACUUCGAUACCCAAGGCUCCCCAGGGUCACUUCCGGGUGCUUUAUUUCGCUGGUGCCAGCUCAUUUACUGGCAAAGAGGAAGAGGCUUGGCCCGCACCCUUGCUGCUGAGCAAGCUCUUUGCCGAGCUUGAGUAUAAGUAUCCUGGCAUCCAGGCCAAGAUUUUGGACUCUUGCUUGGUUACGGUCAACCUCGACUACGUAGAUGUCCCCGAUGCCGGCGAUGCGAAUGGGCCCAUGAUUCAAGAGUCUGAUGAGGUUGCCAUCAUACCUCCGGUCAGCUCUGGUUGA